AUGUCUAAGUCACCCAUCACAUGCCACGUUCUCGAUUCAUCCAUCGGGAGACCCGCGGCGGGCGUCGAAGUCCUUCUUGAACACCAGGCUGAUGGGUCCAAUUUCAAGGAGCUUGCAACUGGAGUCACAAACUGCGAUGGUCGCUGCAUGAGCCUGUUCCCGGCGUCAGGAAAGCAAGAGGAUGCGGCACUUGUUGCGGGCCGGCUUUACAAAGUGACCUUUAAAACGAAGCCCUACUUCGAAGGCAGUGGCCGCAAGACGUUCUACCCUUGGGUUGAGAUCACCUUUGAAGUUCCUGCACCAGAUGAACAUUAUCACAUCCCAUUGCUGAUCAGUCCCUACUCCUACACAACGUACCGAGGAAGUUGA
Molecule: messenger RNA, 369 nt
Organism: Gloeophyllum trabeum ATCC 11539
Lineage: Eukaryota; Fungi; Basidiomycota; Agaricomycetes; Gloeophyllales; Gloeophyllaceae
Product: Hydroxyisourate hydrolase
Exons: 4
Coding region: 1-369 (122 amino acids)
Biological process (GO): purine nucleobase metabolic process
Molecular function (GO): hydroxyisourate hydrolase activity
Source: RefSeq, a predicted model, not a curated record